This is a messenger RNA of Aspergillus wentii DTO 134E9, 180 nucleotides long. RefSeq lists its product as uncharacterized. The transcript has a single exon. The record is from RefSeq and is a predicted model, not a curated record. The coding region runs from base 1 to 180 and encodes 59 amino acids. Lineage: Eukaryota; Fungi; Ascomycota; Eurotiomycetes; Eurotiales; Aspergillaceae.
AUGACCUACCAGCAACAACAGCAACCAUUAGCAUGCUGGAGACAGAGAACUUUCUUUUCCAAUAUCCAGCCUACAACAAUUCAAGAUGCUAUGACAGCAUGCGGGAAACUUGGUAUCCGCUAUCUCUGGAUUGACAGACUCUGCAUCAUCCAAGAUAACCUAGAAGAGAAGAUAACUUAG